Messenger RNA from Rotaria sordida, 2568 nucleotides. NCBI's taxonomy places the organism in Eukaryota, Metazoa, Rotifera, Eurotatoria, Philodinida, Philodinidae. The record is from the annotation of a GenBank genome assembly.
UGAGUAAUAUAUUUGAUUUUAUUCAUUUAUUUAAUCUUAAUAUAUUUUUUAUUCUUUUAUAGUUGCAAAUACAAAUUGUAUCUAGCUGAAUUAUCUACUGUUAGUAUUAUUAUUCCUACUCGUGAUGAACAUUUACCAACAUUACUUCGAUCAAUACAUAGUAUAUUAAAUCGAACACCAGCAAAACUUUUAGAAGAAAUCAUUAUUGUAGAUGAUGCAAGUGGCAAAGAGGAAUUGAAAGCAGCACUUGAUAUUCAAGUUGCUAAUUUAACAAAGACACGUAUAAUUCGCCUUCAUAAACGUGAAGGUCUUAUUCGUACAAGGUUAGCUGGUGCACGUGAAGCAAAGGGUGAAAUACUCAUUUUCUUUGAUUCACAUAUCGAAGUUAAUAUCAAUUGGUUACCACCAUUAGUCGAACCGAUCGUAUUAAAUUAUAAAACAAGUGUUUGUCCAUUUAUUGAUAUUAUUAAAUGGGAAAAUUUUGCUUAUAUUGCUCAAGAUGACGGUGCUCGUGGUGCUUUUGAUUGGAGUAUGUAUUAUAGACGAUUACCUUUAUUAACUGAAAAUGUACAAAAACCAACAGAACCAUUCGACAAUCCAGUCAUGGCUGGUGGUCUUUUUGCAAUUAGUAAAAAAUGGUUUUGGGAAUUAGGUGGUUAUGAUGAAGGUCUCGAUGUAUGGGGUGGUGAACAAUAUGAAAUGUCAUUUAAAAUUUGGCAAUGUGGUGGACGACUUGUCGAUGCUCCAUGUUCAAGAGUUGGUCAUAUUUAUCGACAAUUUAAUCCACAUGGUAGUUUUUCAUUUGGUGAUUAUUUAUCAAGAAAUCAUAAACGAGUAGCAGUUGUUUGGAUGGAUGAAUAUGCUGAAUAUGUUUACAAACGAAAUGGACAUAUGAGAACUGUAAACCCAGGCAAUGUCAAGAAACAACUUGAACUACGUAAAAAACUGGAAUGUAAACCAUUUAAAUGGUUUAUGGAAAAUAUUGCAUUUGAUUUACCUCAAUAUUAUCCACCUGUUCCUUUACCUCCGUAUGCUACGGGAGAAAUUCGAAGUAUGAAUAAUUCUCUAUGUAUUGAUACUAAACAUGCUAAUGAACAUGCAACAUUUGGUCUUGAUCUAUGUCUCAGAGAUCAUCAAGGUCGUAGUGGUGAACAAGAUUUUGAGCUUGGGUGGCGUCAAGAUAUUCGACCAAAAGGUCGUGAGUUAUGUUUUGAUGUACCUCAAAGAAGCAAACGCACAUCGAUUGUGCUAUUUGCUUGUCACGGUAUGCGUGGUAAUCAACAUUUUGUAUAUGAUAUUAAUAAUUAUCAUAUUCUACAUGUAGCAACACGUUUAUGUUUGGAUUGUGAUUUAGAAAGUAGACAAGUUUUUAUGGAACAAUGUAACACAAAAAAUGUUUAUGAAUUAGGAGAAAUUAUUGGACAAGGUGCUUAUGGAUGUGUAUUUAAAAGUCGAAAUGUAACAACCAAUGAAACUGUUGCUAUUAAAAAGAUGACUAUAUUGCGUACUCGUGAUGGUUUACCAACUUCAGUAAUUCGUGAAGCUGCUUUAUUAAAACGUGUUGGGAAAGUUGAUCAUGACAAUUUAAUUAAAUUAAAAGAAGUAUUCAAUGAACAAGCAAGUGUUGAUCGACAGAAUAUUUAUUUUAUUUUUGAAUAUGUUGAACGUGAUCUUGAACGUUAUCUCAAAAUGCAUAGUCCUUUAGAUAUUAAUCAAAUUCGAAAUCUUACUCAACAAUUGUUAACAGCUGUAUCGGUUCUUCAUAGUCAUUCUAUUUUUCAUCGCGAUAUUAAACCUCAAAAUAUUCUUGUUACUAAUAAUGACAUAUUAAAACUCGCUGAUUUUGGUCUUGCUCGCGAAUAUCAUGAACAUAAAGUGUUUACCACUGUGGUUGUAACUAUGUGGUAUCGAGCACCAGAAAUUCUUUUGUCAUCACCAUAUUGUACAUCAGCUGAUAUGUGGAGUGUUGGAUGUAUUCUUGGUGAAAUGGCAUUAGGUCGACCAUUGUUUGCUGCCAAAUCAGAGAGUCGUCAAUUACGUCGUAUUAUUCUUUUGAUGGGUCUACCAAACGAAGAUGAAUGGCCACAAGAUUCUCCGAUUAGAAGAGAAGCUUUUGAAAAUUAUUCUCAACCAAUUAUUACACUCGAACGACUUAUUCGUUUUGAAGAUAGUUGUGCUUUUGAAUUACUUCGAUCAUUACUAUCAUUCAAACAAAGUCUUCGUCCAACGGCUAUUCGAGCUCUUGAACAUAAUUUUUUUCGUCGAACUGAUCAUACUUUAUGUACAGUAACUUGGUCUUCGGCUGAUAUAGCCGAAGCUACAGCUGCUGUACCCAAUCUAGAUGCGUAUACAGAUGGCGAUUUUAAAUUUAAUAACGAUGAUGAUCAAAAAAUUGAAAAUAUUCGUUCAAGAACCAAUUCUAUAGAUGCUGGUUAUUAUUAUCAAUCGUGGUCAUCUCCCGAUGAUGGUCAACAUAUGUUAACAAUAGAUAGUCAUAUAAGCAGUGUUGGGGGUGAUGUACCUCAAUCGCCUAUUGAUAUCGUUUCCUGGUGGUCGGAUAGUCCAUAA